Molecule: messenger RNA, 1359 nt
Organism: Drosophila erecta
Lineage: Eukaryota; Metazoa; Arthropoda; Insecta; Diptera; Drosophilidae
Product: glyoxylate reductase/hydroxypyruvate reductase
Exons: 5
Coding region: 239-1270 (343 amino acids)
Cellular component (GO): cytosol
Molecular function (GO): glyoxylate reductase (NADPH) activity; NAD binding; hydroxypyruvate reductase [NAD(P)H] activity
Source: RefSeq, a predicted model, not a curated record
GCAAAUUAUUACUUUUACCAAACCCAACCAUAAAAGCUCUUCAAACGCUGUGCUGUCAGCUUUUUCUGAGAUAGGGGCUCUAUAAAAGUUCGGUGCCAAAGACAAUAGUAGUCAGUCGUUCAGCAAGCGUAGAGAAUAGAAUUUCGGUGCUGGCAGAUACUGAUAUUUUCACUAAUUUAAGAGCUUGAGAGAGAGAACCAGAAGAGAAGCAAACCAAAAGCUUUUAAACUGCUUACGAAUGAAGAGAAUUUUCGGAACUCUCCGCUCAUCACCAGAAAAACUUAAAAUGUCUGCAGCGAAGCCGUUUAAAGUGCUGAUAGCGCAUACCGAUGUUCCGCCAGAGGGAAUUGAAAUCCUGAAGGAGAAAUGCGAGAUCCUGCGAGUGAUAAAUGAACCUCCAAAAAAUCGCCCCGAAAUUCUAGAAAAGAUCAGGGGGGUUCAUGCUGUCAUUUGGGGUGGUCGGGACAUACUCAAUGCCGAGAUCCUGGACGCCGCUGGUCCGCAACUAAAGGCGGUGUCUACCAUGUCCUCGGGGAUAAACAAUGUGGACUUGGCGGAGAUAAAGAAAAGGGGUAUUCCUUUGGGAAGUACUCCUGCGAUGCUCACUGUGGCGGUAGCCGAUCUUACAGUGGGUCUAUUGAUCGCCGCAGCUCGGCGGUUCCAAGAGGGUCGCAGGAAGAUAGACAGUGACAAAUGGGAUAAGGACCAUCUCAACUGGAUGCUGGGUCAGGACAUUCGCGACUCCACCGUGGGCUUCUAUGGCUUCGGAGGAAUUGGCCAGGCGGUGGCUAAGCGUUUGAUGGGAUUCGAGAUUGACCGCGUUUUAUAUACCACGCGGACUCGCGUUGCCCAGGACAUCGAGGAGCAGUUCAAUGCCACGAAGGUGGACUUCGAUACGCUCCUGGCGCAAAGUGAUUUCAUCAUCAUUGCAUCCCCAUUGACCAAGGAUACAUUGGGAUUGUUUAAUGCCACCGCCUUUAAUAAAAUGAAGGAAACCGCAGUACUAGUCAAUGUUGGCAGGGGCAAAAUUGUCAACCAGGAUGAUCUUUACGAGGCGCUUAAAUCAAACCGAAUUUUCGCAGCUGGACUAGACGUUAUGGAUCCGGAGCCCCUUCCUUCCCAUGAUAAAUUACUUACUCUAGACAAUGUUGUGGUCACUCCUCAUGUGGGCUAUGCCACCCUGAGAACCCGCAUUGAUGCAGCCAAUUUGGCUUCGCGGAAUGUGCUCCGAGGACUGGCCGGUGAGCCCAUGUUGUCACCUGCCUACUAAAAUCGGUCUGAUCGGUGUAUUAAAACGGAAAUCAACACUUGAUAUGUUUUUUAAUGUGUGAUUUAAUACAAAACAAGAGAUACCCGUUA